UUGUGGCUUUUAUUUAUUGAAAACAAAACCAAACCCAAAACUACAUUAAGUUUUUAAUAAUUUUUAACACUUAAUUCUUCUCUAGCACAUACAGAUGAAGCUGCUGUCUAAUCUGCAUGUGCUGCAGAAGGUUUACACUGCACUUGUUCUGAGGUUUUACCACCUCAUACCAUUUCUGCUGCUGACCCUCUUCCUCAUGUUCUCCUCCAGGCUUUUCUUCAGCUACCCCCAGACAAAAACCUACUUCCCUCACUUCGAUCUGAGCCAAGGCUCAGCUCAGCUCCGCGGCCACGGCUCCAAGGUCAUGAGUGCCAUCGGGGAAGCUGUGAAGAACAUUGAUGACAUCCGAAGGGCCUUGGUCAAGCUCAGCGAGCUGCAUGCUUACAUCCUCAGGGUGGACCCCGUGAACUUCAAGCUGCUUUCCCACUGUAUCCUGUGCUCUGUGGCUGCCCACUAUCCCAGUGACUUCACCCCAGAAGUUCAUGCUGCGUGGGACAAGUUCCUGUCCAGUAUUUCCUCUAUUCUGACGGAGAAGUACAGAUAAAUUACCUCAACGAGGGUGAAGGAGGCCCAUCCACAGCCCAGCCCUGCCGCCAGGCUCUGGGAUAUCACCCCUUCCUGGGCAGCUCUUUAAAUCCUCCUCCAGGGGCUCAGUCAU
This is a messenger RNA of Motacilla alba alba, 658 nucleotides long. RefSeq names its product hemoglobin subunit pi. NCBI's taxonomy places the organism in Eukaryota, Metazoa, Chordata, Aves, Passeriformes, Motacillidae. The record is from RefSeq and is a predicted model, not a curated record. The transcript has 2 exons. Gene Ontology annotation, molecular function: iron ion binding; heme binding; organic acid binding. Bases 95 to 544 code for a protein of 149 amino acids. Gene Ontology annotation, cellular component: haptoglobin-hemoglobin complex; hemoglobin complex; blood microparticle. Gene Ontology annotation, biological process: hydrogen peroxide catabolic process; oxygen transport.